AUCCACCCCGUCAGCCCGUCCAUUUCCAUUCUGCUGGACCGUCCUACGCAUCCUCUCGUCGAUGAUUGAGGUUGAGAUCAACGCUGGUGGGUCACAGUCCGCACUCUGGAUCCGAACACGGCAGCACGGGCAGAGGGUUCCUGGUUCUUUGACUCGUUUUUAUUUGUUUCCCGGACAAGCUUUGCUUACUGUGUACUUCCUGCUUCCUUUGAAGCCCCUGCUAAAAUGGCCCCUGCCCGGCUCCCAACGAGCCCCUGCCAGCCGGUGGCUUGCAGAAGACGGACGGGCGCUAUCAUACGGAUGUACUGGGUAGUCACCCACACACCUUGCUCUCCGCCGGGAAGCCACAGUUCUUGGCCGGCACUUAUGCCCUGCUUGCUCUCUGCCUACCUUAGACUAUAACACCAUCUCUGCAUGCUUCAAGCAACGUAACAUUGCGCCUGUCCUCACGACGCCCUGGAGCUUGACCUCACGAUCCCCCCCAGGACGUGUCUCGCGCGCGCGUGUCCAGAGGAAGAGGAACGCCCCGCCGCCAUCCCGCCAUCCCGCCAUCCCGUCAUCGUACCCUGAGCCGUCAACACUCAGCAGACUCGGGGGCCAGGAGGACAGAAGGGGCUCAAAGGGGGCCUAUCUUUGGAAGAGGCCCACCUGCCAACAAGGUCCGCCCUCCAAAGGCCCAGGAGGCCCUUUCUACCCUUGACGAACCAACGUUGAUCGGCACUACUGCACUUGAUGCUCCCGCCGCUUCCAGGAUCUUGUACAACACCCCCAGCCCUGCAUCUGACUGGGGUCGCCAAGUACAAUCUUAAAGUCUAAUAAAUAAAUGCGAUUCACUCCCUCGCCUUCUCACCCCGUCCCCGUCACCUUGUCACGCGAGACCAUCACCUACCUCCUGUACUGAGGCUUUGCUUUUGUUUUCUCUGCCCAGUCACUCACUCCGCCCACAAACCAUUUCGACAGCCAAAUACUUCACUGGCUGCCCUCCAAACCACCGUUUGUUGCCGGUCGGGCUUCCUCACCGCAUCUCAAAAGCCCACCCGCUCAUUUGGCUUUUUGUUUUGUUUUAUUUUUUCCAUCAGAAACAACUCGACACACCACGUCCUCUUUUUACGCACUCUUGAAGGGGGGCCCCCACUGCAGAUUCGACUCCAAGAUGGCCUCGCGGUUGCUUGUACCUUUCCUCGCGGUCCUUGACCUUGUCACCGCUCAGGGCCUGGGAGGAUUGUGGCCCAUACCCCAGCCCACCUUCAAUUCUGGCUCCACACCCCUCUUCAUCAACAAGGACGUUAAAGUCACUUACAACGGCGAAUCUGUACGGUGGCCUGCUCAAGAGAGCUCCUUAUCCUCCCAAGAUGAUUUGUAUACUAAGAAUGCCUUCCAUGCACAGCUGACCCUCGAGGCCAACAAUGAGCCCGCCAGCCUGACCGGCGCUGACAUCACAGCUGCCGCUGUGAGCAGGGCCAUGAACAACAUUUUUAACCAGAACUUUGUGCCAUGGGUGCUUGUUCCACGGAAUUCGCUCUCGAAAUAUGAGCCCGCGCUCAACACUUCCGCCACGCCCGUUUCUUGUCUGGAAAUCACCCUGGACGCCGGCAACUCUACCUUUGACCCCACAACCACAGACGUCGACGAGGGCUACAGCCUGAGCAUCGGUGAGGAUGGCAUCGCAAAGCUCUCCUCCAAGUCAACCUUUGGCGUCCUGCACGGCUUGGAGACUUUCACCCAGCUCUUUUAUGAACACUCCGCGGGUGAUGCCUGGUAUCUAGUCAACGCCCCAAUCGAGAUUGAGGAUUCGCCGGUCUACGGGCACCGUGGACUUAUGUUGGACACGGCGAGGCACUGGUUCCCCGUGGCAGAUAUCAAGCGUACCAUCGACGGUCUUUCGUACAACAAGCUGAACAAGCUCCACGUGCACGUCACCGACUCGCAGUCUUGGCCCCUCGAGAUCCCAAGCAUUCCCGAGCUGACCGCCAAGGGUGCUUACAACCCGUCAUCAGUGUACUCCCCUGAUGACAUCAAGGCUAUCCAGGAGUACGGCAUUGCCCGAGGGGUGGAGGUAUAUUUCGAGAUCGACAUGCCCGGUCACAUUGGUGUUGUGGGCGAGGCUUUCCCGGAUCUCGUCGUGGCCUACGAUGCGCGUCCCUACUUCUUCUACUGCGCGCAGCCUCCCUGUGGCGCCUUCCGUCUGAACGACUCCAACGUCGAAGAGUUCCUCGGCAAUCUGUUUGACGACAUUCUCCCGCGUGUCGCGCCGUACUCCAAGUACUGGGGUACCGGCGGAGAUGAGCUGAACGCCAACGACUCCAGAUUCGACCCCGGCCUGAACACCAACGACAGCGCGGUGCUCCAGCCGCUGCUGCAGACGUUUGUUGACAACCAGCACACCCGCGUUCGCAAUGCCGGUCUGAUCCCCACGGUUUGGGAGGAGCUUGUGACUGAGUGGAACGUCACCUUGGGAGAGGACGUGGUAGUGCAGUCGUGGCUGGGCGGCGGUGCUGUUGCUGACAUUGCCUCCAAAGGCCACAAGGUUAUCGACAGCAACUACAACUUCUGGUACCUCGACUGCGGCCGCGGCCAGUGGCUCACUUUCGGCAAUGAGAUCUGGGACCAGUUCACGCCCUUUAACGACUGGUGCGGCCCAACGAAGAGCUGGGAGCUGGUCUACUCGCACGACCCGGCCGAGGGCCUGAACGGGACGGAGGCAAAGCUCGUCCUGGGCGGCGAGGUGGCCGUCUGGUCCGAGACCAUCGACAGCAACAACCUGGACACGCUCGUGUGGCCUAGGGCCGGCGCCGCCGGGGAGGUCCUCUGGUCGGGACGGACCGACGCGGGCGGGCAGAACCGCUCGCAGGUCACGGCGGCACCGAGGCUGAACGCGCAGAGGGAGCGCCUGGUGAGCAGGGGGAUCAGAGCGAGCCCGAUCCAGAUGGAGUGGUGCCUUCAGUACCCGAACGCGACCGGCUGCGAGUACCCGGCCGCCUAGGAUGAGGAGCCUUCGGGGGUUGAAGAGCAGCCGGUGGGGGUUAUCGCGCUCAGCACUUUGGAGGCCUUGGUGGACGUCCUCGUUCAACUUGCCAUCAGUAUCUUCAGGGCACUGGAGCGGUUGACUUACUCUGACGAGUACUUGACAGCAUGAACAAAGACAUGCUCGGGGACCUUAUACCUUCCUGUACAUACUUGGAUUUUGGUAUCGUGUUAUGGUAAUAACCUUGGAAGUUAAUGACAGCACGUGCUAUCUUA
Molecule: messenger RNA, 3240 nt
Organism: Diaporthe batatas
Lineage: Eukaryota; Fungi; Ascomycota; Sordariomycetes; Diaporthales; Diaporthaceae
Exons: 3
Coding region: 1154-2983 (609 amino acids)
Biological process (GO): carbohydrate metabolic process; glycosaminoglycan metabolic process
Cellular component (GO): membrane
Molecular function (GO): beta-N-acetylhexosaminidase activity
Source: RefSeq, a predicted model, not a curated record